CACCUUUUGGAAAGUUUUCAGUUCUCAUAUGCAUAAAGUAUUCGUCUACAUUAUUCAUAACAAUACACACAAUCAAAUAAAAGUCCUAUCUCUUAUUUAAAAUAGAAAAGUCAGUGUUCGGAUAUAUUGGUUCAUUCAAAGAUUCUGAGUAAAUUUUCAGCGUAAUAUUGUGACUACAUAAAAGUGAUGGUCAAAUAAAUAUGUGGGUAAAUGUUAUAUCGAAGAGAUUUAUUAAAAUGGAAUUUAACAUUUACAUUAUAUCAACAUUUAUAUGUAACUUAAUUUUUGUACAACCAAAUAUGACACCAAAUGACCCUGAAUUGUUGGAACAAUUAUGGAUUCAGUUAUAUCGUUACUUACCAGGUCCAUCAAUGGGACCAAAGUUAUCUUCUGAUUUAUCUGCAAAUAUUGAACUUUCUGUAAGCGUCGAUAAUUUGGAAUUAUUAUAUCAUAAAAAUCAGUUGGUUUGCCGUGCAAGUCUAACAUUGUUUGCUGAGUGGCCAGUAACUGACUCAAGAGUCACUGAAAGUACUUUGGUCGAUAUGGCCGGAGGUGGUGUUCGACUUGAUGUGGACAAAGUAUGGCAUCCUCAAUUAGUUAUUAAAGGUGCAUUCAGACAUGAUCGUUUUCAUCAACGUUUAGAGUUGCGUAAUCUAUAUGCUGGAAGUAAUUCAUUCUCUAAAUCAACAAAUCCCACAAAUUCCUUGAAUAGAGCGCAAGCUGGGAUAGCUGCACGAGGAUUACCUAACGAAUCGUCAAUUCAAUCAAUCCGUUCUCAUAAUCGCGCUAAAACGUUGAAGGUAGUUCCGGAUGGAGAUGGGCCAAAUUAUUCAUUCAUGGAAAGCAUCGUUGUGGAAGUUCCAUGUCAAGAGCCAAAAAAAUUCCAUCAUAUUGGUGCUAUUGUUUGUCCUGUAUGGAUAAAACAAGAAGGCUUCAUGAAAACACAACCGAUCAUCAAGUGGACUGAACGUAAAUGUUGUCUGCUCUCAAAUGAUGUACAAAGAAAAUCAUUUUAUCUAAGUGUGACAAAACGCUAUGAUGAACAUAUUGAUAAAUCUGGUCCAGAUCAAAGUCUUGGCAUUAAUAUUUGUUUUUCACAAAGUGGAAGAAUAUUACAAGGUAGUUUACCUCCAAUGCUACUUGUAUUAAUUUCAAUUAUACUACUAUGGACAAAUCAACUGGGUACACAUAAUCUUAGUUGUACACAAUUAAUUCUAUUUUUAUUUUCAAUUUCAUUUUGGCUAUGGAUGAAUGAACAAAACUUAAAUAAUUCUAAAUUAUCUGGAUUUCUUAAUGUAUGGUGUUUAAUGUGUUCAAGUUCAAUUUGUUUAAUCUAUUUAUUUGUUUUAAUUCAUCAUCGAUUUGUUUGUCGAUUUCUUCAACGAAAAUAUCAACAUUUGAAUCGUUUUUCGUCAUUUGGCUUAAAUCAGAAUAAAACAACCACAACAGGUUUUAAUACAGAGGGUCCAGUUAAUGAACGAAUGAAUGGACCAGGAUUAAUACAAACUUAUGGGUGUUGUGGGAACUGUGGUGGAUGCCCUGAUUCAUGUACUAGUUGUGUAGCAGGAAGAACCAGUACUGGAUUUAUUUCAUCAAAUGGUACAGCCGUUUGUUAUAGUAACAGUAGUUGUGGUCUAUCUGGUGGAAGUGGUCAUGCAUGUCCAGCCAUACCAAUAUUGCAAACAAAUCCAUCUGCAAAUAAUAGUCCUGGACCUUUAGGAUUUACACAAGCAAUGGGCCAAUCAACCAACAAGAGAGAGAACUAUGGUGACAAUUAUUUAUGCUCAGGUAGUUCAGAAUCCGGUAAUGGAGUUAAUAAUGGUACAUUUCGUGGAUUAAGAUGGAGAAAUUCCCGAAGACUUAAUAAUGUCAAUUUAUUGGGUGGAGAUUUAAAUCAACCUGAUUGUCAUGUAUGCCAGUCACAUUUUCUCACUGAUAAUAAUAAUGAUAAUCAUGCUAAUUUAUCAUCAUCUCCUACAGCUAUUGCUUUCAACGCAUUUUGUCAACAUCAACAUUUAUGCAAUUCAUCUAUAACACCAUGCAUAAAUGUACAUAAUUUUAAUGUAAAUAAUUAUCCUUCACCUUAUUGUUUAACAGGAUUAAAAACUUUAAUAACUGUAUGCUUUUUUAUAAUGAGUACUAUUUACUGGAUAAGUAUAUUUGCACAAGGUACAUUACCUGAAACAUGUUUAGGUAUAUCUUUAUGUCAAAUCAUAGAAACGAAUCGUUCAUAACUCCUUCAAAAGAAGAUAUUGAUAAACUAUUUAAUUGUAAAUAGAAAACAAAUGAAACUGAAUUUCCAUAAUAUUAUCGUUUCA
Schistosoma margrebowiei is the source of this 2318-nucleotide messenger RNA. The record is from the annotation of a GenBank genome assembly. NCBI's taxonomy places the organism in Eukaryota, Metazoa, Platyhelminthes, Trematoda, Strigeidida, Schistosomatidae.